AUGCCCGCCCCCACAGACCCCGCAGAGGCCAUCAGGCAGACCGUCGCCGACAAGUGGCUCAAACCCAACGGUCCACCAGUCGGCACCACGUUUGGCGGCCGCCUCUUGAAGACAGAGGACGAUGUCUUUAGCCAGAACGCGUGGGAUCAUGCCGAGCUGCCAUCAGACUUUAAAGAGCGAGCGGAACAAGUCAUGGAGCUGCAUAGGUCGAGCCCUGUCGCGCAAGACGUACGGGACAAAUACAACGAGAGACCUGCCGAUUAUUGGAACAAGUUUUACUCGCAGCACGAGGAUGGGUUUUUCAAGGACAGAGGAUGGUUACGGCUCGAAUUUCCAGAGCUGGUCGCAUGUAGCGAAGCGGACGCUGGGCCCAAGACUGUACUCGAGGUCGGAUGUGGCGCCGGCAACACCGUGUUUCCUCUGAUUCAACGAAAUGAGAACCCUCAUCUCACGAUAUUUGCGACCGACUACUCCGAGACAGCCGUCAAGGUAGUCAAGGCCAACAAAAUGUACCCCAAGGCAGACCACGGGCUGGGCGUGAUGAACGCCUCCGUUUGGGACAUCACCUCCAAACCCUCCUCACCCGACACUGCUGAUUCUGCUGCCACUCAACCACCCGUGACCUACUCAUUACCAGAAGGUAUCGCUCCCGGCACAGUAGACGUCAUCUCCGUCAUCUUUGUCCUCUCCGCCCUUCAUCCCCGUGAAUGGAAACAGGCAAUCCACAACCUCUACACCGCUCUGAAACCUGGAGGACUGCUCUUGAUCAGGGACUACGGCAGGCAUGAUCUCGCACAAUUGAGGAUCAAGAAGAACCGUCUGCUCGAUACGCCUAAUCUGUAUAUCAGAGGGGAUGGGACGAGGGUGUACUUUUUCGAAAAGGAAGAGUUGGAGGAUAUGUUGGUGGGCGCUCCUGCAGAUGGGGCUGUCGAUGAAAAGAAGAUGUUUGAGAUUCAACAGCUGGGAGAAGAUAGGCGCUUGCUGGUGAACAGGAAGGAACGCUUGACAAUGUAUCGCAUAUGGAUGCAAGUCAAGGCUAGGAAACUUGCUUAA
Molecule: messenger RNA, 1053 nt
Organism: Cryptococcus wingfieldii CBS 7118
Lineage: Eukaryota; Fungi; Basidiomycota; Tremellomycetes; Tremellales; Cryptococcaceae
Product: S-adenosylmethionine-dependent methyltransferase
Exons: 7
Coding region: 1-1053 (350 amino acids)
Molecular function (GO): tRNA (cytidine-N3)-methyltransferase activity
Source: RefSeq, a predicted model, not a curated record